AUGGUGAGAAAACACGCGCUUGCCAAAAGACUGUUACGUGGACAACUGAAGCGUGAUAUUUCGAUCCUCCAGGUCUCCAACGUUGUUAUAGAUAAGAAGCAGCCUGACAAUUCGCCGGUUUCCGACAAUAUCUCCGAGCUUUCCUCAGGUAACUACCAAUUGUCUAGCGAGGCUGUAUUUGAUACGAUAGGACAAGCUCAAUCCACCCUUUCUCUUACUGUUCCACCUUCUGUGCCGGUCCAUGUGAAGCGUGGGUCAUUGAUGGCACUAUUUACGGCCACAGAGACGAAAGCUAGCAUGAAAGAUUUUGUUCAGUCUAGAUUAGAAGUCCAAGAGCCAUUAAAACGAUUUGCCUAUGGUGGGCACACAUCUGUCUAUCAAAAAUUAAUUUCUACCGUUCCUUUGACACUGUUGGUAUCGGCUUACGACAGCACCUCGAUAGUUCGCAAAUCAAAAACUUCCAAGACCUUCUGUAUUUUGUCACUUGAUGGGUCUGUUGACUGGGCUCUCUUUAAUCCUGACUCUGUUCAAGCAUACGCUGGUAAUUCUUUGACGAUCACCAGUCGAAAGCUCCCUAGAUCCGUGUCAAGAGCGGGGGUGCGAAAAUUUGGUCUUCCCAAGAAUUCCACCCCUGGUCUUGCGGGAAGAUUAUCAUCUGGAUACAAGCACGUCGCGGGACGUGGAUAUGUCUCCCUUGUUGGGGAUGGCUCCAUAUUCAAGCUGAAUCUGGAUGAAGAUGAAGAGAUUCUUGUGAAAAAGGACAACUUGUUUGCGGCCUCCAUAGCUCAAACACAAGACUUGGAGGAUGGUUAUUUUGUCUCUCAGACUUUAAAUAAGCACCUGCAGCAACCUGAAAAAGAUGUCAAAAUGAUUGACAAGCCUCAAGAGGAGAGCUUCUUCUUUAAGGUCAAAGAGUUCAUCUCGUGGGGUUGGGAUUACCUCCACCAUAAACAGCAAUCCCUAUUUGAUACCAUUAUUGGUAAUGGAAGCUAUAUCAAUGUUAGAGGCCCUCGCAUCUUGCUGAUUCAGUCCAACACGGGCGAUGAUCGAUUUAUAAUUGGAAACCGAAGCUCAGUCUCAAGUGUGGAGAAGUAUAUUAAGACGGGUGGCUUUUCCCAGCCACCCAAAUCCUCCGAAGACUAUCUGAGCUAUGCCACGGUCAAAAAUGGACGCGUGGAGUUCCGGAAUACUCCGAACUUCGACGAGACGGUAGCCAAAAUCGAGUUGAAGGGACAAGACAAGGCUGUGUAA
This is a messenger RNA of Ogataea angusta, 1251 nucleotides long. RefSeq lists its product as uncharacterized. The transcript has a single exon. The coding region runs from base 1 to 1251 and encodes 416 amino acids. Gene Ontology annotation, biological process: inner mitochondrial membrane organization. NCBI's taxonomy places the organism in Eukaryota, Fungi, Ascomycota, Pichiomycetes, Pichiales, Pichiaceae. The record is from RefSeq and is a predicted model, not a curated record. Gene Ontology annotation, cellular component: mitochondrial inner membrane.